Molecule: messenger RNA, 2454 nt
Organism: Cololabis saira (Pacific saury)
Lineage: Eukaryota; Metazoa; Chordata; Actinopteri; Beloniformes; Belonidae
Product: cholinesterase-like
Exons: 10
Coding region: 112-1881 (589 amino acids)
Biological process (GO): choline metabolic process; acetylcholine catabolic process
Cellular component (GO): plasma membrane
Molecular function (GO): acetylcholinesterase activity
Source: RefSeq, a predicted model, not a curated record
UGGUGGAGUGGGACAGUCCUGGACACAGGGGUCCACGCCUACAUCAUCCCAUCCUCGCUGUGUGAUCAUUAACUCAACACACAGGAAAACUCCUGGGAGAUAAGAUUUUCCAUGGCGACAGUUUAUCGGUGUACAUAUUUUGCUCUUUUUCUUGUUUCCUUUCAUUUCCUGACUACAUCAUUUGCCACCCGAGAUGACCUCAUAGUCAGUACCAAACAUGGGAAAGUUCAAGGGAAGUUGUUGUCAGUGUUGGAUGGUGAAGUGAGAGCGUUUCUUGGAAUUCCAUAUGCAAAACCACCCCUUGGGAAACUGAGAUUUAAAGCUCCACAGGCAGUAGAGAAAUGGGAGGGUGUGAAAGAUGCCACCAAACAUCCUAACUCUUGCCACCAGGUGAUCGAUACAACUUUUCCAGGUUUCGUGGGCGCAGAUAUGUGGAACCCAAACACCCCUCUGAGUGAAGAUUGUUUAUAUCUAAAUGUCUGGUCCCCAGUUUUCAACAAAACCCCACCCUCAGCACUGCCUGUCCUUGUUUGGAUCUAUGGUGGUGGCUUUGUUGCAGGAACAUCAUCCCUGGACGUUUACCAAGGUCACUUCCUGAGUAAAUCUGAGGGUGUUGUUGUAGUGUCAAUGAAUUACAGAGUAGGAGUUUUUGGCUUCCUUUCUCUUCCUAACAACAAUAACAUCCGUGGAAAUAAAGGCCUGCUUGACCAGCGCUUGGCCCUCAAAUGGGUGGCUGAUAAUAUCGCUGGAUUUGGAGGUGAUGCUUCAAAGGUGACGAUAUUUGGGGAGAGUGCUGGGUCAGCAUCCGUGGGCUUCCACCUGCUCUCUCCAGGUAGCCAUGGGCUUUUUCAAAGGGCUGUGAUGCAGAGCGGCUCUCCCAAUGUACCAUGGGGUAUAAGCAGCCAGAGUGAGGCAUGGGACAGGUCUCUUAGGUUGGCAACAUUACUGGGUUGUCCCACGUCUCAUCAAGCUCGUUUGGAGAUUUGUCUGCAGCAGGCUGAUCCUGAAAAGAUUUCAACGAAGCAGUUCGACGUUCUAACAGAGCCUGCACUAAUAGCCUUUCCCUUUGGUCCAGUAGUUGAUGGUGACUUCCUAGGAGCUAACAUUGAAGUGUUGCUAAAUAGCAGCAGCCUUCCAAAGAAAGAGCUGAUGAUUGGCAUAAACAAGGAUGAAGGGACCUACUUUCUUCCUUAUGGCAUUCCCGGUUUUGGCCUAACUGGUCAGAGUCUCAUCACAAGGAAUCAGUUCCUGUAUGGUGUGGGACGAACAAUGACCAGUGCAAGUAAUGUUGCUAAAGAGGCAGCUAUUUUUCAAUACACUGACUGGACUGAUGAGGAAAGCAGGAUGAAAAACCGUGACUCACUGGGUAGUCUGGUCGGAGAUCAGAUGUUCUCUUGUCCUGUUUUGGAGUUUGCUGAGAGGUACUCCAAAAAUGGCGGUAAGACCUUCCUAUAUUUUUUUGACCACCGGUCAUCUAUCAAUCCUUGGCCAGAAUGGAUGGGUGUUAUGCACGGCUAUGAGAUAGAGUUUGUCUUUGGAAUGCCUCUGAAUAUAUCCUUUGGAUACACAAAGAAUGAAGUUAACAUGACCAAGAAGUUUAUGAAACACUGGGCCAACUUUGCCCGGACUGGGAAUCCAGAGAUUGAUGGCGCUCCCUGGCCUACAUUCACCCAUGAGAAACAGGAAUAUGUCACUCUGAACUACAACCAUCCAGAAAAAAUGAUGAGGAUGAAGGCUAAAGAGUGUCAGCUCUGGAACAAAUUGCUGCCUCAAAUUCAGAACAUCUCAGAUGAGCUGGUGUCUUGUUUAAAUGGAAGUGGGAUGUUUCUGCAAAAUAAUAACUUGGUUCUCUUCAUUUUAAUGGUUGUAAUUUUAUUCUAAUGACUAAAGGAGUACCUGCAUUCUCCUGAGCUGUGCCAAUUGUGUGAUGAAUAACUGAGAAGAUUUUAAGUUGCUAAAAUAUACUGAUUCAGUAGAGUGCAUAAAUAUAUCAUGGCAUUAUUUGAUAUGGGACUGUUACUUUUUUCAUCAUUGGAUAAUAUUCAUUGAUGUUCAGAUAUGGCAAUAACUCUCUCUAGAUAUAACUUAAAAAUAGGACAUAAGACACUGGUCGGUAGUGCAAAUUUGUAUUUUCAUUUUAAAGGAAUCAUAUUAGGAAACAAAGAGCAGUUGCUAUACAAAAUGCUAAACACAAUUUGAAACUAAUAACAAGAACAACAUUACUAAUAACAAUUAUAAUAAGAACAAUUGUAUUAUUUUUAAAUUGGCUCAUAUUUCAAUAAGUUCACCCUCUAAAGGCUAUGAUCUGUUUUGGAGGACCUAUUGUUUUAGUUAUUUUUCAUAUAUUUGACUACAUCAGAAAGACAACCAGGAUUAUUGACUUGCACUGAUGCACUGUAAUAAAACUGAUCCAUAAAGACUGUGUAAUGGAAAAUAAAGGUGGUAUAAAAUGGU